UUUUUUAAUAUUAUUAAGAAAAUGUAAUGUCAUUAUUCUACAAAAUGUCUCUAAUUCUUUCAUUACAAAAGAGAUGGCAAUCAAAGAUGGCAUUCUACACGUGUCAUGUCUUAAUUCGUGGUUAUCCUUCUAAUGGAGAAGUACACUUAGAACAUAUCUUAAUAUUGUUAUUUUAUCUUUGGUCAACUCGUGUUUAUUUCUCAAUUAGUGUCUUUGACAGAAACUCGUGUCCUUGUUAUCAGUUUUGGACUAAUUUCUAACGAUAGACUGAAAAAAGUCUCAGGAAGAUAAGUAAAUAUUCAAAAGAUGAGUACUAGUUAAGACAUUCAAAAGUUGAGUACUAGUUAAGACAAAAUCCACCCGUAUUCUAAGGCGAAAUAAUUUCUUACGAGUGGCAUUCAAACCCUUAUAUAUCUUCAUAAAUGCUAGUACGUAACCUUUUAGUAUUUAAUAAAUUAUCUUAAACUGGGAGUAAAGUGAAAACAAUACUUCGAAUGAUAUAUAAAAGAUAAGAUAUUAAUUAAGUGUUGACCCGUAUUGUAAGGAGAAAAAAUAAAUAAAGGUUUGCAAGCCUAAGAAGCAAGUUCAACACGCAUGUUACUGGUGAUGUAUUUGAAACUUAUUUUUCUCUCUAUAUAAAGGAACUCAAUAUAUACGAUAAUAUAUACAAAAGCAAUAAAAAUCAUAAAACAUGAUGAAAACAUCUCGAUUGAUAAUGAUAUCUUUCUUGCUCGUUGCCAUAACAAGAUCAUAUGAUGUUCUUGGCGAAGGCACAGACGUAGUUUACGAUGCAGAUGCGCAGCCUGUUAUGGCCAACGUUCCUUAUUACAUCAGCUUCAUGACGUACGAGUACAAGAUGUGGAUUUGCCGUGUGAAUAUGGGAUCUAAUGAUCCCAAGUCAUGCCCACAACAACCGGUAAUGAUCACUAACCCACCUUCAGAUCUCCCCACACAAGUUAUGUUUCUGUUACCAGCAUCAGCACCAAAUAACACCGUUCACGAAUCAACCGAACUUAAUAUUAAGUUCAUAAGUCCCGGUCAAUGCGGUGAAUCCGGGUUUUGGAGAGUAGUUCAGAAUAGCACAACUUUAGAAGGUGAAGUUGUCCUGAACGGGUGUAAGUCAAAUAAUGAUAGUAAGUUCUUUAUACAUAAAACUAAUGAAUAUUACGAGUUUACUGUCGGAGACAACGACAAUGUAGAUCCAAUCACUAUCAGUCUAUCUAACGAACCAGUUGGUAGACAAAAGCUGUUAGCGAAAAGGUUUGCUGGAGUGAUGGAGGUUUACUUCUACCGGAAUAUGCCUAAGGAACAAGUUUAGUUUUUUUUUUUAAUGUAAUGUUUAUUUCAGUAACAAAUAAAACUUGUUGUAAAACAUGAUAUAUAGUACGUGAAAGUGAUGUAACUUUAUUUACAA
Molecule: messenger RNA, 1414 nt
Organism: Brassica rapa (field mustard)
Lineage: Eukaryota; Viridiplantae; Streptophyta; Magnoliopsida; Brassicales; Brassicaceae
Product: kunitz trypsin inhibitor 6-like
Molecular function (GO): endopeptidase inhibitor activity
Source: RefSeq, a predicted model, not a curated record